Messenger RNA from Rotaria sp. Silwood1, 294 nucleotides. The record is from the annotation of a GenBank genome assembly. NCBI's taxonomy places the organism in Eukaryota, Metazoa, Rotifera, Eurotatoria, Philodinida, Philodinidae.
AUGGAAUCAUUUUUUCAACGUAUGUCAUCAUUUGUUAUACGAAAUAGUAAUAAAUUUAUUGAACAAGAUAUUAACGAAAUUGAAAAUGAACGACAAAGACAAUUUACUUAUUUACAAGAACGUCGAUGUUCAGCGCCUGAUAUUCGUCGACGUGGUAUUACAAUAGAUCGAUUAACUCGAGUACUUGAUCAGAAAGGUACUUCAGAAGAACAAAUUACAACUCAUUUUAAUGCCCAUAUGCUAUCUCGAAAGCAUUACAAUUCUAUUGGUAAGUUGUGUAUGAUUGAUUUUUGA